AUGGCCAAGGCACGUUACGCGGAGCUCAUAUCUCGUGAGGCUCCGGCACCAACAGCCAUGGCCAAGAUAGACACCCGGCGCCUCUUUGCCCGUCAGGAAGAUGAUCUCUGUGGCCUCUACACCCAGAGUGACAAAGGUAUUACCCCCUCUCUGUGGCAAGUACGUUUCUCUAAUAAGAUAGCCGGCACUGUCUUGUCCUUUCUCUGUGGCAAAGAUACUCGGUGCGAGACCACUGGCGCGUUCUUUGGCUGCAGCGAAUCCAUAUACACAACAUGCUACGCCGCGACCGACAAGCCGCCAGCCACGAGGGAUGAGCGAGGUGCAUACUGCACCGGUUCAGUGUAUUCCCACUGCUGGACAGGAAUCAAGGAGAUCGAUGGCGAAGAUAUCACGGCGUACAGAUGCGACAGCACAGUCGUCGACGACCCUAUUUCCGUCAUGAUGACCAUCGAGAGCGAAGUGACCCAGACCAAGACGAACGACGAUGGAUCACCAACAGUCAUCGUGACAACACUCCCGCCUGUGACGGCUACAGUCAGCGUGACGGGACAGCCCGCCAGCGGAAAUUCCGAUGGAGGUUCCGAGACGCCAAUUGGUGCCAUCGUCGGCGGCGUGGUCGGAGGUGUGGCAUUGAUCGCUCUUAUAGCAUUCGGGCUCUGGUUCAUUCGCUUCCAGAAGCGCAAAGCUGCCGCGGACAAUGCCAAAUACAAUGCUCAAUCUCCUUUCGGCCAUCCCUCGAUGAUGCAGCAGGCCAUGUACGAGCAUCCCUAUCCAGGAAACCAAGCAAAUCCGGCACCUAUAUACCACCAACUCCCCGCUGACGAUUCUGAUCGGCCAAAGCCCAAGACUCCACCGCCUGUUGAGCUGCCCAACAAUUCGGUAUGA
Fusarium keratoplasticum is the source of this 885-nucleotide messenger RNA. RefSeq lists its product as uncharacterized. The record is from RefSeq and is a predicted model, not a curated record. The transcript is spliced from 2 exons. NCBI's taxonomy places the organism in Eukaryota, Fungi, Ascomycota, Sordariomycetes, Hypocreales, Nectriaceae. Bases 1 to 885 code for a protein of 294 amino acids.